AUGCCUGUCUAUCCCGAAAUUUUUGAGGUGUCCAUUGGACUCCAACGUGCCAGCACAGAACUCUCGAUUUUUUGUCGUGAAGCCAGCAGUGCUGUUGAGAUCGCCUAUCCUAUCUGUAGGUAUACAGUGGUGUGUGUUGUCCCUAAUGGGCUUCAAGCAUGGUGCGUGUGCCGUAAUGUCAUCUGGGAGUGCUUUUGCGCUCUUGUGACGGAUGAGCAUGUUCCCGUUUGCUUCUCUUCUAAUGACAUGCAUCAUUCUACGGCCCUUUGUCACCACAACCCAAGCCAAUGUGGCUUUUUGCUGAACCUUAAUGAAGCGCGACACACUGCAGAACUCGAGUCUACUUAUCGUCACAUCCUUACUCAAGGUCAAAAUGGAUCCCUUCAUCUCACUAUGCCGAGGUUGCUACGGACAUUUCAGCGACAACUUGCUGCUAUACCAUUUGGUCAUGCGCAGCUCAUGCCCUACUUUGAAGGCUAUUGCGGCAGCCCUCGUUUACGAUCAUUGUUGGGUGCUGGACCAGUCCGUAGUCACACCACUGCCCAUCCGAGUCAUCGUCAUUGUUCUGGUAUGGGCCGUAUGGGACGUCCGAUGCAUCAGCAACAGAUCACGAACUAUGUCCGUCAUGCAUCAGUAGCACUGGGAGAGGCUGCAAACCACAGAGGAACACCGAAUCACCAUGGAGACUUGUCUGCUGCUGAUGCUGACAUACUGCAAACCCUUGCGGCAGGAGGAGGGAUUUCACGAUAUGCAGAGAUAGGACUGUUGGAGGAAUGUAAUAGCUGCAGGUUACGGUUUGCGGGUAGCGCGCUGAGGGCACACAUCCCAACUUGCAUGUUUCUUUUGUAG
Molecule: messenger RNA, 849 nt
Organism: Suillus plorans
Lineage: Eukaryota; Fungi; Basidiomycota; Agaricomycetes; Boletales; Suillaceae
Exons: 5
Coding region: 1-849 (282 amino acids)
Source: RefSeq, a predicted model, not a curated record